AUGGCUGAGGAUAAGAAGAAAGUAAAAAAGAGGCACUGUAGCCGCAACCCUGUACUUGCUCGUGGUAUUGGGAAGUUUUCCCGGUCUGUUAUGUAUUAUAGGAAGGCUAUGCACAAGCGCAAGUACAAAGCAACAGAAACAAAGAUUGAAAAGAAGCUGAAGGAGAAGGCACCUGCUACUAUCACCAAGACUGUUGGUGGAGAUAAAAAUGGGGGUACUCGCUUGGUGAAACUUCGUAAGAUGCCUCGUUAUUAUCCUACAGAAGAUGUUCCCCGUAAAUUGCUAAGUCAUGGUAAGAAACCUUUCAGCCAGCAUACGAGGCAUCUCAGGCCAUCAAUCACACCUGGGACAGUCUUAAUUUUGCUCACAGGUCGCCAUCGAGGCAAGCGUGUGAUUUUCCUUAAGCAACUCUCCAGUGGUCUUCUUCUCGUUACUGGACCACUUGCCCUGAAUAGAGUUCCUCUGCGGAGAGCUCACCAGAAAUUUGUUAUUGCUACUUCCACCAAGGUUGACAUCUCUGGUGUUAAGGUGCCUAAACAUUUAACAGACUCUUACUUCAAGAAGAAGAAGCUACGCAAGCCUAAGCACCAGGAAGGAGAAAUUUUUGACACUGAAAAGGAAACAUACCAGGUUACAGAGCAACGCAAGGAAGAUCAGAAGGCAGUGGACUCCCAAGUCCUUCCCAUCGUCAAAAAGAUUCCUCAACUCCGUGGUUACAUGCGUUCUACAUUCGCACUUUCCAGUGGAGUCUUUCCUCACAAAUUGGUCUUCUGAGUGCUUUGCAGCAUAACUAAUUAAAAUAUUUAAAUGGU
Messenger RNA from Protopterus annectens (West African lungfish), 812 nucleotides. RefSeq names its product ribosomal protein L6 (gene RPL6). The record is from RefSeq and is a predicted model, not a curated record. The coding region runs from base 1 to 774 and encodes 257 amino acids. Gene Ontology annotation, cellular component: ribosome. NCBI's taxonomy places the organism in Eukaryota, Metazoa, Chordata, Ceratodontiformes, Protopteridae. Gene Ontology annotation, biological process: translation. Gene Ontology annotation, molecular function: structural constituent of ribosome. The transcript is spliced from 6 exons.